Messenger RNA from Hirsutella rhossiliensis, 312 nucleotides. Its product is annotated as complex 1 protein (LYR family) domain-containing protein. The transcript is spliced from 3 exons. Gene Ontology annotation, cellular component: mitochondrion. The coding region runs from base 1 to 312 and encodes 103 amino acids. The record is from RefSeq and is a predicted model, not a curated record. Lineage: Eukaryota; Fungi; Ascomycota; Sordariomycetes; Hypocreales; Ophiocordycipitaceae.
AUGACCCCUGGACGGCUGCGCCUCUCGCGCAUCCUCGCCCGUGGCCAUGCCACCACCACCCGCCGCCGUCUCCAAGGCGCCUUGAGCCUCGAUCACUUUCUACAGCGCACCAGGGUCAUCGCCUUCUACCGCGCCAUCCUACGAGGCACUACCCGUAUUGCCCAUGCGCCCACAAAGGCCGAAACCCGCAAGCUCGUCCGCGACGAGUUUGAGCGCCAUCGACACGUAAAGGACCUCUCUCACAUUCGAUACCUCUUGUCCACGGGGAAGACGCAGUGGGAGAGCAUGGAGAGGUAUAUAGGGGGCAUGUAG